AUGUCGCAUAAUCCAAAGUUUUGGUUGCCACUCCCCGACCCUGACAUUGCGCUCUCGACCGCGUAUCUUGUCCUUGUCCGGAUGAUCAUGUACAUGGGCCGUCCAAAGGUAUCGGACGAGGAGAGAAACAAACACUGGGAGGAUUUUGAGUUUGCGGCUACCCCACCAACUUCCGAAAUUGGGCGCGCUAGGACCUGCGUUUCGAUGUGCACCAGCGUGAUUGCUCUCAUUCUCUCGUCGACCCCGAACGACUCCCCAUUACGCAUGUCCCAUCCACAAGUUUUUAAAACCAACGAGGCUCUUGUAAUGUUGCACGACUCCUUUUUGUCUGACAGAGUAAAAGAUGGGAAGGGGUGGGAGACUUGGAUAGUGCGUGGUUCACGGACUAGGUUGCAAUCCCCCAAGUCCCGAAACCUGGACGAGUUCACAACCCACAAGCAACCAGCAUUUCAAUCCGCCUUUACUCCAUCGACCUCCAUCGUUCACACUCCCUCAUCUAUCCCAGACGACUCAUCAUUACGCAAGGCCCACUCAAACACCUUUGAUACCACUCAGGAACUGCACACUCAAUAUCCUUGUCUGUCUUUCCCGCUCACAACUGUCAUAGGCAUCCAAGUCGUCCUCUUUGUAUCCUGCGCGACCAUUCUCUACUCGCAGUACUCCCGCUCCCUGCGUUCCUCCUCUUCCUUCUUAAUCAAGGGGGACACAAGAGCCCUGUUCCUCCUCCUCUAUAUAACCCUCCUGUUCGUCAUCGAAUCGAUCUAUACCGCAGUUCAAGCACGCACUGUCCAAUUAAUGUAUAUCGAUAACCGAAACUACCCUGGGGGACCAUGGGCUUACUUCCUUGCGACGCAAAACCUCCCGGUUAAUGUGAUGUUCUACGCCACGCUGUUUGUGUUGACGUUUCUCUCAGAUUUACUGGUGCUCUGGCGCUGUUGGGUCAUUUGGACAGCUUCCGGGCGGCUUAUUGCCGCCAUCGUGGUUGCGUUCCCUACUACUCUCGUCCUAGCCUCCUUCGUUAUGGGAACACUCUGGACCCUCCAAUCAUCCCAACCCGGGCUAUCGCUGUACAGCGCCCUUCCUAUGGCUUAUGGAACGUCAUACUACAUCAUCUCCCUCUCAGUCAACAUCAUUCUCACUAUCCUCAUUACCAUCCGUCUCCUCCUCUAUCGCCGGCGUGCCCGAAUGGCUAUUCAAGGGGAUGAAGGCUCCGAAUACCUCUCUUUGGCGGCGAUAGUGAUCGAAAGCGCAGCGCUCUAUUCCGUUUUUGCGCUUAUCUUCAUCAUCACAUACGCGAUCAAUAAUCCGCUCAAUCAGAUUUUCUUGGGCGUCGCUUCCUCUGCUCAGCAAAUCGCGGGAUACCUCAUUAUCUACCGUGUCGCCCAAGGGCGCGCAUGGAAUAGCGGCACCUUUUCUCAGACGGGCAACCCGUCGUCGAGCUUACAGUUUGGCGGCUCCUCGUAUGGAGAGUCUGAGGCAAAAUGCGACCCCAACGUCGUAGUUGUCGGAAUUGACAGCUUGUCGCAGGUUCAGUGGGCACUCUUUGGAAGCACUAUAUUCUACACCACCGUCUUGUGCCAAGAGACUCCGCACCGACGCCCGGCCGAUCAGGAACGCCCAGCAAUAAAAUUCAUGUUACGGCGUUUUGAAUUCAUGAAGAACGACGCCGACCAGUGCAUCAGUGCGCCUCCGGCGCCGGUGUCUAGCCGCUUGAACUAUGCCGCUCGUAUUUCGUUGGACGACGCCAAGGCGCAACACGUGCUGGACACGAGUGAUUUGUUACGUAAUAUGGAUCCACUCGACUUCACUCAGUACUCAGUACUCAGCUCUCAGCGCUCAGCAUCAACGCUUGGAAAGACUUCUAUUUUCAAGUUUACACCAAUCUUUGGGUGUCCACGACCUAUCCAAAUUGAUAUCACUGGCUCAAUGCGCGCCUCAUUUUUAAUUUGGCACGAGGUCAUAAAAAACCAUGGGGCGAACACGUUCAUCCCAACUUCUGAACGACUCUCUUGGGUCCCCACCCCCCACAUCCUACGAGCGCUUCAUGUCCACGAAAUACUAUGGCCCAGACGAACCUGCAGACGAUGUUUACCUAGAGCGGACGUUCCUAGCUGGAGACUUUAUUACUGGAGUGGGAUAUGGUCAGCGCUCGUUCUUCCAGGUGUCUGCAUCGCCGUCCUGCUAACCAAAGAGAUAGGUUUCCAGGCCGCCCUAUUCAUAAACUGUGCAAAGUUACUCUAUUCAAGAUACUCCAAGUCUCAACGUUCGGCCUCUUAUCCCUUGUUCAAAAAGGAUGGCAAAGCCCUUUUCCUCCUCUUCUACGUAACCCUCCUCUUCGCCAUCGAAACCCUCUAUGCCGUAAUCCAAGCGCAAACCAUUCAGAGCAUGUAUAUCGAUAACCGAAAUUACCCAGGAGGGCCAUGGGCCUACUUCCUAGCCACCCGGAAUGUGCUGCUCAAUGAGAUUUUCUACGGCUCGCUGUUCAUCUUGACAUUCCUCGUAGAUUUAUUGUUGCUCCGGCGCUGUUGGGUCAUUUGGACGGCCUCCGGAGGGCGCCUUAUACCGAGCAUCGUGAUUGCGCUUCCCGCGCUCCUGGUCUUCGCAUCAUUCGUAAUGGUAAUGGGGACCCUCUGGAACCUAAAAUCAUAUUCCCAAGGAUUCACUUUGUACAGCGCCCUACCCAUGGCCUACGGAACAGCCUACUAUGCUAUCUCACCCGCUGCCAACAUGCUCCUCACCAUCCUCAUUACCGCCCGUCUCCUCUUUUACCGCCUGCGCGCAAAGAAAUACCUUCGAUGGGAACAAAUCUCGGAAUACUUUUCUUUGUCAACUAUCCUAAUCGAGAGCGCAGCGCUCAAUUCUAUCUUUGCACUCGUUUUUGUUAUAACAUUCGCAAUCGAUCACUCGCUGAAUCAAGUCUUUUUGGGCGUGGCUUCAUCCGCGCAGCAAAUCGCCGGAUACCUCAUCAUCUCUCGUCUGGCUCAAAAUCGUGCAUGGAAUAGCACUACACUUGAGUCUGGGGGAAGUGGAUCAACGUUACUGCAGUUUGACGCCCACUCGUCUGUGGGCGACUAUUCGCGACCUGUAAGCCAAAGCUUCCGUCAGAGUUCCGUGAUGGAGGGCUUCCGUCAGAGCUCCGUGAUGGAGGAAGACCCGCGGUUGACGGCGUAUAGGCCAUAUUCUGGGUCGUCGGCAUUUCUGAACGCAACUUCAAGGUCGCAGUUAUCGCUCCACGGCUAG
Molecule: messenger RNA, 3240 nt
Organism: Laccaria bicolor S238N-H82
Lineage: Eukaryota; Fungi; Basidiomycota; Agaricomycetes; Agaricales; Hydnangiaceae
Exons: 16
Coding region: 1-3240 (1079 amino acids)
Source: RefSeq, a predicted model, not a curated record